GCUCUCUAACUUCCAACUCCAGUCAACACAUGCCGUGGCGACGCGCACAACAUUCGGAUCGUUUGGGUAGCUUUUAACGUCAUUCAUACUGGAUUGCCCCCACUUCUUUCUCCUCGAUCAAAAGUGUGUUCUCCAUUUCUUUUGGGCAUGGAAAGGUAUGCGUUAAGUGCCCGUGUAAGCUCAUACGACAAGGUGUGGCUUGUUAUUAAAUUCCAUUACUGAUUUCGCCACUUGUUCUCGGAUUGUGAGCUAGGGUUAGUCCUACCUCUCAUCGCAUUUCAACAACAACUCUGUCCAGCGCGUGCCUCGUUGCAGAUGGAUUAUCAAACACGUGUGUAAUAAUAUUUUUUAAUCUUCAGUUUCAUUCAGAAAGGAUUCACUUUUGAUAUACAGCUAGCUAUCUUCUAUUCUUGAUUCUUUUCGCCGGACAAAUAUCGUUGGAGAUUAAGUCAGCUAAUGGAUUAGCAACAUUUGGAUUAAUCAGCGACGUGAACAUUACAAACAACGGAGCUUGGCAGGCUGAUUGAGGGGAGCAAUGGCUGAUAGCACGAUGGAGAACUCUCCGACGUCCACGGAGCAGCUUGACCGUCAGUUCUCCACCAUGGACGAUACCUCGGAGUCAUGGUCAUGGGGCAACGGCUCGGCCCACUUUUACCCCUCGGUCGAUGGCGUCAUCCUCGGCAAGAUCGUCGCCCUCGUCAUCAUGAUCAUCAUCUCCACCAUCGGCAACGUCGCGACUGUCAUGAUCACCAGUCGAUUACGACGUCGACGGAAGUCAACGGUCACCCUUCUGGUGCUCCACCUCGCCAUCGCUGACCUUCUCGUAACCUACACCCACAUGUUGCCCCAUGCGAUUUGGUAUUCGGUUAUCAAGUGGUACGGCGGGGAUUUUCUCUGCAGGAUUGUCAAGUUUUUCUCCAGUUUCGGACUAUUCCUGUCCUCGUUCCUGACUGUGGACAUCAGUCUGGAUCAUUGCAUGGCCGUCUUCUAUCCCUUGGCCAAGACCCAACGACCAAGGAAGGCUAAAUUCAUGAUAAUAAUGUCCUAUAUAUUCGCUACCUUCUUCAGCAUUCCUCAGGUAAGUCUCUACUUUCAUUGA
Messenger RNA from Lytechinus variegatus (green sea urchin), 1099 nucleotides. Its product is annotated as gonadotropin-releasing hormone receptor-like. NCBI's taxonomy places the organism in Eukaryota, Metazoa, Echinodermata, Echinoidea, Temnopleuroida, Toxopneustidae. The record is from RefSeq and is a predicted model, not a curated record. The transcript is spliced from 2 exons. Gene Ontology annotation, biological process: G protein-coupled receptor signaling pathway. The coding region runs from base 536 to 1099 and encodes 187 amino acids. Gene Ontology annotation, cellular component: membrane. Gene Ontology annotation, molecular function: G protein-coupled receptor activity; peptide binding.